Patella vulgata (common limpet) is the source of this 1503-nucleotide messenger RNA. RefSeq names its product cytochrome b5 domain-containing protein 1. The transcript has 4 exons. Bases 100 to 747 code for a protein of 215 amino acids. Lineage: Eukaryota; Metazoa; Mollusca; Gastropoda; Patellidae. The record is from RefSeq and is a predicted model, not a curated record.
ACUUCCGCUACAAAUCUUUUGUUGACAUUGACAACAGUAUUUUUCUAUAACAGUAAUUUAUUUCUCAAUGCUCUAGUUUUCGGCCACUGCACCACAAAGAUGGGACGACCUAAAUAUUUUACACCAAAUGAAGUAUCUGUUCACAAUACUAUAGAUGAUUUAUGGGUGUCAUUUCUGGGAAAAGUAUAUGAUUUGACUCCUCUCUGUGAAAAAUACAAAGGUGAUGUUUUAUUGAAACCCAUUUUACAGACAGCUGGUAAAGAUAUUUCAAAUUGGUUCAAUCCUAAAUUAAAAGAUAUACGAACACACAUUGAUCCGUUAACUGGUUGUAUAAUACCGUAUUGUCCAAACGGUCGUUUUAUUCAUAUUCCUCCUCCGUACCCAGAUAGCGAUUGGGCAAAUGAUUUUGGUCGUCCCUGGUGGAAAGAUGAAUCAUACGCUGUUGGAAUUUUAUCAAAAAAGACACGGUUUAUUAAAAUCAUCAACACUUUAACAUCACAAGAACAAGUCAUUGAGGUCUGCUCCGAAGAAAACAUGUCCGAGAUAUUAGAGCGAUAUCUGAAAUAUAAUCAACACGCGGCCAGUUACACAUGGAAAUAUGAUGGCCGAAAUCUGGAUAUGAAGAAAAAUCUAGAAGAUAAUACUAUACCAGAUGAAGAUGAAGAUUUCUAUACCCUUAGUAUGAAUGAUGAUACGUUUUUACAGGCCAUUCAUCUUUAUUUUAACGAUGAUUUAACGGAAUCGUAAUUCAACGGAUAAAUCAACAUAAAGAAAUAUAUUUGAUAUUUUAUUUAAAGAUGCAUUAUGUAAGAGCUAAAUCUGCCUAUUGAAGGUCUUUUUUAUGGCUUCUUGUAUUAUAAAAAUACAUUAAGUAUGAGCUAAAUCUGCCUAUUCCAAGUCUUUGUCUGGCUUCAAAUAUUAUAAAAAUUAUUAAUUAGACAAUUAUUCACAUGGGAAACCUAUAAUAAACUCUCUAGACCAUUGGAUGGCUGAUAUUUAAAUGGAUUUGAACACCUGCGAGUUUUUAAAAUUUUACGACAAAUGGAUAAUGGAGACUUUGUGUUGAUGAUAUAUACCAGAUCUUCAAACUGCCAUAACAUCGCCCCAUAUUCAUUUCUCGUUAUCUAUUUUUGAACUAUUCUAACAAGAACGGCCAGCUCUUUAUCUAAAUCUUACAUAAUGUAUCUUUAAGGACGUUGAUCCUCCCUCAUUUGCAUUUUUCAGAAAGUAUCAACUUCUUAGACAAUAAAAUAGAACUCAUUGAUUAUUAAAUAUUUAAUUAAGAAAUCAAAAUGUCAACGUUGGAUAUUCACCUGGCUUGGAUUCAUUCAGAUUUAUAAGAGGCCCAUCAAACAUUAUAGGUGGCGCUUGCUUGUUUUGUUUAUAUUUUGUCGUCUGCAGAAUGUCAAAUUUUUAUUAUAUAGAAAGUGGUCUUUUAAAAUUGUAAAUAAAAUGUAUAUUUAUUGUUAAACUUAUACGUAAAUAAAAAUACUUUGAAAAUAG